AAUUAGAAACGUCAGAAAUGAAAUGGUGUUGUCCGUAAUCGUUUGUGUUUUGUUGAAGUGAAAACCCGAUAUUUCGGAAGUUCCGAUGAGAUAAUUACUUGGGAUGCUUCUUUUUAUUUCUAAAAUAUUCAGUUAGAAUUGUUGUCAUCGGAGAAGCUUCGUGAACACUUCAUUUACAUUCUUGCCCCCAAACGAACUUUGUUUCUUUCUAAGAAUCAUGAUGGCUGAGUCAGAUGCAACUGUAGAAGCUACUAGAAGAUUGAAUGUGAAGAAGCAAACUUUAGAUGAUGCUUACGCAGCACCUGCAAAUUUUCUUGAGAUUGAUGUUCUGGAUCCUGUUACAACAAUUGGCGUUGGCAAGAAAAGAUUUACAGAUUAUGAAGUCAAAAUGAGAACCAACUUACCUGUAUUCAAAAUUAAGGAAUCUAGUGUGAGAAGAAGAUAUAGUGAUUUUGAGUGGCUAAGAAAUGAAUUAGAACGGGAUAGCAAAAUAGUAGUACCACCGUUACCUGGUAAAGCUUGGAAAAGGCAGUUGCCCUUCAGGGGAGACGAUGGUAUUUUUGAGGAAGACUUCAUUGAAGAACGUAGGAAAGGAUUGGAAGUUUUCAUUAAUAAGAUUGCUGGACACCCACUUGCCCAAAAUGAACGUUGUUUGCAUAUGUUCUUACAAGAACAACAAAUUGACAAAAAUUAUGUCCCAGGUAAAAUACGCAAUACGUAAACCUAACUGAUAUUAACUUGAACAACUUUGUUUUUCCUUAUUUUACUUUUAAAUGCAUAAGUACUGAUUUGAAAGUAAUAGGUUAUCAAAUAUUUGCAAAAUCUCUGUUGGCAAUUAUAAGUAAUAACUGAAUUGAUGUGUCCAUUUUUCAUGACCAUGAAAAAGAGUUAUGAUUUUUAUAUACUGUUUUUAUGUAAGGGAGGUCAUUGAGAUUUGGAUAUUUAGGUAUAAAAACAUUUAUUGAAGGAAUUAUUUGCACGACACUCAUUAAUCUUGAAGAAGUUUUGCUCAUAAAAUCAUUUAGUUUCUUAUUUUUAUCUACUGAGUAUUUGCUCCAUUUCGUUUUUUAUCUAUUUCACAUAAUGGGCAAAAGUUUGAAAUUUGUUGCAAUUUAUUAGGCAAAAUUUACAGAGGUUCUAUAUUUAUACAAAUUGCCUUUGAAUCUCGAUUGUUCACUAGAAAAGAAGGAUAUUUGAGAAAAUUAUUUCUUACACAUUUAAUAUGUCAAACAUACUUGUUCAGAAAAAUUUCUCCUAGUAUAGCAACAAAAAAUUAUUUUUGGGAUAUAUUCUAUUCCUUGCUUUAUUAUAAUAAUAAUUGUAAAGUAUAUUUAAGGUAUUAUAGAUCCAGAAUUCAUGUUUUACUGCUCUAAUAAAUUUAUUUAUAUCA
This is a messenger RNA of Coccinella septempunctata (seven-spotted ladybird), 1390 nucleotides long. It is a transcript of the gene Snx3, whose product is annotated as sorting nexin-12. Gene Ontology annotation, cellular component: retromer complex; early endosome membrane. The record is from RefSeq and is a predicted model, not a curated record. The transcript has 3 exons. Lineage: Eukaryota; Metazoa; Arthropoda; Insecta; Coleoptera; Coccinellidae. The coding region runs from base 218 to 721 and encodes 167 amino acids. Gene Ontology annotation, molecular function: phosphatidylinositol-3-phosphate binding. Gene Ontology annotation, biological process: endocytic recycling; late endosome to Golgi transport.